This is a messenger RNA of Malassezia japonica, 2400 nucleotides long. RefSeq names its product dual-specificity kinase (gene YAK1). Gene Ontology annotation, molecular function: ATP binding; protein serine/threonine kinase activity; protein tyrosine kinase activity. NCBI's taxonomy places the organism in Eukaryota, Fungi, Basidiomycota, Malasseziomycetes, Malasseziales, Malasseziaceae. Bases 1 to 2400 code for a protein of 799 amino acids. The transcript has 2 exons. Gene Ontology annotation, biological process: peptidyl-serine phosphorylation; peptidyl-threonine phosphorylation. Gene Ontology annotation, cellular component: cytoplasm; nucleus. The record is from RefSeq and is a predicted model, not a curated record.
AUGGCGAGCAGUACGCGACUGCGCGGCGCGCGCGAUGGCGUCGACGGCGGUGCGGAUGCAUGGCCAUCGACUGGGGUGGAUGACGUGCUCGACGUUGAGCGUGGCUCGUACGGCGCGUCGCGCGGUGCCUAUACCUACCCCCAGGCGAGCGACGAGGAGGGAAGCGACGAGGAGCUGCGAUCGUCGCAGACCGACCACGAUAACGACACGGAGGAGUCGAAUCCCGUUGUCGUUGCGAAGGAGAAUGUGCGGCGGCUGAGCGAUCGCAUGCGCAGCAGCAGCCAUUAUGCGCAGACGAUGCGCGAGGCCGGCGUCACGACGCCCGUCUCGUCGUCGUGCUCGGCGCGUUCUGCGUCGAGCUUCUCCUCGAGCUCGUCGUCGGAAGAGGGUGCGUCGGGGCCUGGUGCCAAGAUGGAGCCGAUUUCGUCGCGCACCUCGUCGGUGAGCACCGCCACCACCGCCGCCACAACGCAGGUGCAUGUGCCGACCAAGCGCCCCGGCCAGCCACAGUUUGAGGGGUUCUGGCAGGUGCGCUCGCUGGACGAUCUGCGACCGAUGCUGGACAAUAGUACGAUGGUGAUGAAGCAGCGCCGUGCUGACCCGAACGGCGGCUUUGUGAGCCCACUGAAAGCGCUCGCGACGAAUCUGCACCACACGUACCACUUGGUGAAUCCGUCGUUUGUGUACGAGCUUGCAUUCAACCCGCGGCGUGUCUUGACAAAGCCGAGCAAGCCGAUGUACAACGACGGGCACGACAACGAGGACUACGACUAUAUUCUCUACGUUAACGACUGGCUCGGCUCCGAGGACGGGCACCGCUACCUGAUCCUCGACGUGCUCGGCCAAGGCACCUUUGGGCAGGUCGUCAAGUGCCAGAACAUGGCGACGCACGAGAUCGUUGCGGUCAAAGUCAUUAAGAACAAGACUGCCUACUUUAACCAGAGCAUGAUGGAGGUCACCAUCCUCGAGACGCUCAACCAGCACUGGGACGCGGACGACAAGCACAACAUUCUGCGGCUCCAGGAUACGUUUAUUCACGCCAAGCACCUGUGCCUGGUCUUUGAGCUGCUCUCCUCGAACCUCUACGAGCUGAUCAAGCAAAACUCGUUCCGUGGGUUGAGCACGAGUUUGGUGCGCGUCUUUAUCACGCAGCUCCUCGACGCGCUCAUCGUCCUCAAAGACGCGCGGCUGAUCCACUGCGAUUUGAAGCCGGAAAACAUUCUGCUGCGCACGCUCCAGGCGCCGAGCAUCAAGCUCGUCGACUUUGGCUCGGCGUGCCACGAGCAGCAGACGGUCUAUACGUAUAUCCAGUCGCGCUUCUACCGCUCGCCCGAAGUGCUGCUCGGCGUGCCGUACACCUCGGCGAUCGACAUGUGGUCGCUGGGAUGCAUCGCCGCCGAGCUCUUCCUCGGCCUGCCCAUCUUUCCAGGCACGUCGGAGUACAACCAGGUGAGCCGCAUCGUCGAGAUGCUCGGUCUUCCGCCGCAGUACAUGCUCGACACCGGGCGGCAGACGCGCGAGUUUUUCAACUCGCACCAGGACGCCUACGGGCGCCUGUCGUACUCGGUCAAGCCCAUGGAGCAGUACUCGCGCGAGCACCGCGCGCAGGAGCAGGCGAGCAAGCAGUACUUUCCGGGCACGACGCUCCCAGAGAUUAUCCGCCUCGCGCCGGUAUCGCGGCGCAGCGGCCGCCAGGCCGACACGGAGAAAGAGAUGGCGAAUCGCGCGGCAUUCACCGACUUUGUCGCCGGCCUCCUCUGCCUUGAUCCGCUGACGCGCUGGACGCCACAGCAGGCCAAGCUGCAUCCGUUUAUCACCGGCGAGCCUUUUCACGCGCCCUGGCAGCCGCCGCCCGCGACGCCGCUCGAGUCGCCCCGCGACGAGUACUACCCGAGCCGCCCGGACUAUUACUCCAACACCGAAGAGCACUACAAUGCGUACGCCCCGCGCCCGACCGCGUAUCCUCCACCGGCGCACAGCUACAACCGCGACUAUGCGUGGGAAAGCUCGACGCCACUCGCAUCCGACGCGCCGGUCUAUCCCCAGCAGGGGGGCUUUGCGGUGGUCGUGCACGGAAAGGACACGUUUGACCCGCCGCGGUCGACACCGCAUGCGCACGCCUCGCCGCAUGCGCACGCGACGCCCCACGCCCACGCGACGCCCCACGCACCGGCCGACCAGGCCUACUCGCCCUCUACGUUCCGCGGCCCGUACGGGCGCGCGCGGCACGCGUCGCUCAGCUCGGGCGAGGCACUGCACCUGCCCACCGAUGCGUACACGCCGCGGUACGCUGGCGCGUCGCCCGCACGGCCGCGCUAUGAAGAAGGGCAGCGGGACUCGGCGAGUCUCCUUCCAAUGUAUGUGAACCAGCUGCCGCGGCAGGACGACUGGGAUCGGUAG